AAUAACUCGACGGUGGCCUCCAUCAAACAAGCCAUGAUCAACACCUCCAAGCUCACCUCGCUCUUCACCACCUUGAAAGUCACCUACUUGAAGUUGUGCAAGGAAUUCAACUACCUCUUGUCCAAAUUUAACGAGAACGAAAAGGUUAAGAUCGAGCUCAUUCACGAAAAUAACGAGCUCAAGCGGUUGUUGGCAGACAUUAUGAAGGAACGGGAAAAGGAUAAAAGACAG
Messenger RNA from Suhomyces tanzawaensis NRRL Y-17324, 231 nucleotides. RefSeq lists its product as uncharacterized. The annotation marks the transcript as partial. NCBI's taxonomy places the organism in Eukaryota, Fungi, Ascomycota, Pichiomycetes, Serinales, Debaryomycetaceae. The record is from RefSeq and is a predicted model, not a curated record. The transcript has a single exon.